Messenger RNA from Cheilinus undulatus (humphead wrasse), 2185 nucleotides. RefSeq names its product transmembrane protein 175 (gene tmem175). Gene Ontology annotation, molecular function: potassium ion leak channel activity; proton channel activity. NCBI's taxonomy places the organism in Eukaryota, Metazoa, Chordata, Actinopteri, Labriformes, Labridae. The coding region runs from base 66 to 1544 and encodes 492 amino acids. The record is from RefSeq and is a predicted model, not a curated record. The transcript has 10 exons. Gene Ontology annotation, cellular component: endosome; lysosome.
CCGGUAGUAAACACAGCUGUGACGGUGUCUUCCUCUCCGCGCUGACUCCUCUCUCACUCCUCACCAUGGCAGAAAACCAAGGAGACAUCAUCGAGCAGCACACGGAGGAGGAGAUGGAGAAGAGGACGCUGCCCUUCCCGGGGACCGGGACUCCUUCAGAGAGGGGGGAGCAGACCGGGACUCCUUCAGAGAGGGGGGAGCAGACCGGGACUCAGUCCUCUCACAGGCUACUAGCCUACAGCGACGCUCUCAUCUCCAUCAUCGCAACUGUCAUGAUCUUACCUGUUGCUCAUACAAAGGUUGAAGACACAGAGGAGUUGAGGCAGAGCGUUCAGCUCCUCCUGACCACAAAGAUCGCCGUUUAUCUGAUGACCUUCAUGAUUGUGACCGUAGCCUGGGCCGCUCAUAUCAGGUUAUUCCAGGUGAUUGUUCGCAUCGAUGACUGCCUCGCUCUCCUCAACCUGGCGUGUAUGAUGCUGAUCACCUUCCUGCCGUACACGUUCUCCCUGAUGGCCAGCUUCCCUGAAAACGUUCUGGGGAUUUUACUGUUCUCUGGCUGUGUGAUGCUGAUGGGCGCCAUUCAGUGUCUGAUCGUGUUGUACGCCUUUAGCCGUCCCUUCCUGUUGAACCAUCAGAUCCAGAUCUCAGAGAAUCAAGCCUUUUAUAAAGAACACAUCCUUAAAGUCAUCAUGCGUGUUCCUCUCAUGUGCCUCAUUGCCAGCGUCUUCUCCUUCAUCUUCUUCCAGCUGUCUUACGUCCUGUUAGCCAUCGUCAUCUUCCUGCCCUACAUCUCUCAGUCUCUGAAGUGGUGUCGAAACAAAGCCAUGGGCCAGGUGGAGGAGACUCCAGACUCCAUGAUGUUCUACACCUACCUGCCCAACGAACCGCUCAGCAAGGAGCGCGUGGAGGCGUUCAGUGAUGGCGUCUAUGCCAUUGUAGCCACGCUGCUCAUCCUGGACAUCUGUUGUUCUUGCUCCUUUGUCACCGUUGGCUUGCUCUGGUUUGUGCACCAUUCGCUCUUCCUCCACGUUACUAAGGCCACACGCUUCAUGGGCCUCCUGAACACCUUCUCGCUGGCAUUUGUCGGAGGCUUGCCUUUAGCCUACCAGCUAACUCACGAGUUCCCAGAUAACUCCCGUAAUGAGCUAGAGGCCAUCCAGAUAAGCUGUGUCAUCAUUUUCUUUGCCGGGAUCUUUCAGCUAGGGAUCUGGGUGGUGGCUCUGUACAACGAACAGGAAACACUGCACCCUUAUGUUCGCUAUGGUGGGCGCGAGCACGUCUUCAUGCUGGCUAAGCUAGCUCUGUACCCCUGUGUAUCCUUAGGGACUUUCUUCCUCACCUGUAUCCUGAGUAAAUUCAGCGCUCCCAUUUUCCACCUCAUGGAGAUCACUGUGCCUUUUGCUUUCCUCGUGCUGAGGCUGCUGGUACGGAUUGGCUUAGCUCUGCUACGGCUGAUUUUCUGUCCUGAUAGACUAGACCAGAGAUCCAUCAUCAUUGAGGAGGAAGAUGAGGCGAGAGUGCCGUUUAAUGCUUUAGUGACUUAGCUAUUUUAAGGAGAGGUUUGGUCUAAAGUCGAGCUAACAGAACGAGCAGGAUAUCUAUGAAGGAGUUGCUGGGAGGGUUUAAAGAAGAAAGCACUGUUUUCAUCCUUUAAACUGGUUCAAACCCGAGCCCUAUCCUGUGAAAGAACCAGAGGGAACGAGGUCAGAAGAGACGUUUGAAGUGAAAGCUGUAGAAAAGAGAACCAGAGUUGUAGAGGACAGUAACAGCCAGAACUUGGCAAAUAAACCAUAAUCCUUGCCAGAGCACGUCCAUUUAACCCCCAUCCCAACCAGAGCCCGUCCGUUUAACCCCCAUCCCAACCAGAGCCCGUCCGUUUAACCCCCAUCCCAACCAGAGCCCGUCCGUUUAACCCCCAUCCUAACCAGAGCCCGUCCGUUUAUCUCCCAUUCUAACCAGAGCCCGUCCGUUUAACCCCCAUCCCAACCAGAGCCCGUCCGUUUAACCCCCAUCCCAACCAGAGCCCGUCCGUUUAACCCCCAUCCCAACCAGAGCCCGUCCGUUUAACCCCCAUCCUAACCAGAGCCCGUCCGUUUAACCCCCAUCCCGAACAGAGCCCGUCCGUUUAACCCCCAUCCUAACCAGAGCCCGUCCUUUUAACUCCCAUACUAACCAGAGCCCGUCC